UAUAUUACUAUACCUUCCUUCGUUCCCGUCACCAAAACCUUACUAAACCCUAAAUUUAGGUUCAUCGAUUUUGUGCAGUCAGUUUUCAUUUUUCAAUUACAUUAGUUCCUCUUAUCAGUUGCUGCUUAACUAGUCGGGAUAAUGGGGAAAAGUCGGCGUCAACAGAAGGUUAUACCCCCACCGCAGCUUCCGCCGGAUGUACCCGAUGAGGAUAUUGAGUUUUCCGACGAGGAUUUGAAAUUCGUCGAAGAGAACACUGAUUACGCCCGAUUCGUCUCGCAAAUUGACACCGGUGCUAUCAACAGGCAAUGCAGUGGUAAAGCAAAGACAGUGGAGGAUAGGUAUGAGGAAGAACGAUCAAAGAGGAAGGCACAUCAAGAAGAGAACGUGAGUAACGAGAUCCUAGUGGAUCCUGUUGAUGUGCUCCCUAUUAAGACUUUAGAUGGAAAACUCCAUUAUCGAACGGUGUCAAAGACGUCAAAACUAGCUGAAGGCGUCGCUGAUGAAGCAGAAGAGGACGAUCUUGAGGAUGAACAUACUUUAAACAAAUCUCAGAGGAGAGCAAAAGCUAAAAAGAGUAAAAAAGAGGCAAAGAAACAAGAGAAGGAAUUGCCUGAAGAGAUCUUACAAGAGGAAGAAGAAACACCCCAAGCAGCUGUUCUGGCAGAAGUGAAACAAGAACUAUCUGCUGAAGAGACAUUUGAAAAUAAAAAAAACAGACUCGCGGAAUUGGGAAUGCAACUACAUUCUGAUCCGGAGGCAAACAUCAAAUCAUUAAAGGAAAUGUUAGAUAUCACCAAAGAUGAGAAUACAAAGAUAGUGAAACUUGGCUUGUUAUCGGUGUUGGCCGUAUUCAAAGAUAUUAUUCCUGGCUAUCGGAUUAGACUUCCUACAGAAAAGGAGCUCGAGAUGAAGGUCUCGAAGGAAGUAAAGAAAACCCGGUUCUAUGAGUCAACUUUAUUAAAAGCGUACAAGUCAUAUUUGCAGAAGUUGAUUGCAUUUGAAAAUCAGUCAGUAUAUAAGCAAGUUGCCACUCGGUGCAUUUGUAUUUUGCUGGAAGCUGUUCCUCACUUCAACUACCGUGAUAACCUGUUAAUUUCUGUUGUCGGAAACAUUAGCUCCCCGGACGAAGUCGUAAGGAGACUCUGUUGCUCUACUAUUAGGUCUCUUUUCUCCAAUGAAGGGAAACAUGGCGGUGAGCUAACCGUGAAAGCUGUACGCUUGAUUGCUGAUCAAGUCAAAUCUCAAAAUUGCCAACUUCAUCCUAACUCUAUUGAGGUGUUCAUGUCCAUACGCUUUGACGAGGAUAUUGGAAAGCGUGAAAAAGAGGAUGAGAAUAAGAAGAAAAAUAAGAAAAAUAAUAAAAGAGAUAAGCAAGAGGAGCAAAAUGAGGCACAGGAGAACGAGAGGAAGAAAUCCAAGCGAGAAAUGAUGUCUAAGAUCAGAGACGAGGUUACUGCUGAUUACAAGACCUACGAACCGGAUGCUAUGGAACGGCGAAAGAUGCAGACAGAGACACUUUCUGCUGUUUUUGAGACCUAUUUCCGCAUCCUGAGAAAUACAAUGUAUUCAACUAGCGAAAGCACGGAAGUAGACACAAGUUUGAAUCCUGGUGCCUUUGGAUCGCACCCUUUGCUUGCUCCAUGCUUGGAUGGGUUGGCAAAAUUCACCCAACGAUUGGAUGUGUCGUACAUCGGAGAUCUCAUGAACUAUCUAAAGAAGCUUGCCUCUAGCAAUAGCGCGUCCAACAACACAAAGCAGAAGAAGUCAAAACAGUUGACAGUAUCUGAACGCCUGAGGUGUUGCCUUGUCGCCUUCAAAGUCAUGAGGAGCAACUUAAAUGCCUUGAACGUUGACUUGCAAGACUUCUUUGUCCAGCUUUACAACCUCCUUCUCGAGUACCGCCCUGGAAGAGAUUCAGGCGAAGUGUUGGCCGAGUCAUUGAAGAUAAUGCUGUGCGACGACAGGCAUCAAGACAUGCAAAAGACUGCCGCUUUUGUAAAACGUUUAGCCACAUACGCACUAUGCUUCGGCUGUGCCGAGUCUAUGUCAGCGCUCGUCACCUUGAAAAUUCUCCUCCAGAGGAACGUCAAAUGCAGAAACCUUCUAGAGAACGAUGCUGGAGGCGGCUCUGUUUCCGGUUCAAUCGCGAAAUAUCAGCCGUACGCCACCGAUCCUAACUUAAGCGGGGCAUUCGCAACAGUGCUCUGGGAACUCAAUCUGUUGACCAAACACUACCAUCCGGCGAUCUCAACGAUGGCUACUACAAUUUCCAACAUGAACACUUCUCAAAACCAAACGUUUCUCUCUGCAGUCACCCCACAACAGGCGUUUGCAGAUUAUUCUCUUGAAAAGGAAUCGUUUGAGCCUAAGAGCGAGUCUCGGAAAUUAAACAGCAAACGGAAACGAGAGAGUGGUGGUGAAGAAGCCAAGGAUGAUCCGGAGUUCGACAUGGUUGAGCUCAACAAGAAAUUGAAAGAGAAUUUUACUAUUCUUCGAGGUAUAAAAGAGGACGAGAGAGUGAGAAUGGAAUUGGAGAAGAAAAAACCAAGGAAGAAACUGAAUAACGUGGUGAAGAAGAAACUUAAGAACCCUAAAUCUAAGAAGAAAAUUUGAAAAGCAUUCAUUUUCCAUGUAAUGCGAUAUACUUUGCUUAGGUUAUGUAAUGCAUCAUUUAAAUUUUGAGGAUUGUUUUUGUUAAAGUGGUGGGACGAUAUCAUGGAAGUAUCAAUAACAUCUUAUUCAAUUAUUAAUUCCUUAAUACUUGUAAUUUAAAGUGAUUUAGAUGUAACAGUUGCAAUUAUAAACUUGCAUUUUGAUCAACUAAAUGAUUAC
This is a messenger RNA of Thlaspi arvense, 2835 nucleotides long. Lineage: Eukaryota; Viridiplantae; Streptophyta; Magnoliopsida; Brassicales; Brassicaceae. The record is from the annotation of a GenBank genome assembly.